Paracoccidioides brasiliensis Pb18 is the source of this 702-nucleotide messenger RNA. RefSeq lists its product as uncharacterized. The record is from RefSeq and is a predicted model, not a curated record. The transcript has a single exon. Bases 1 to 702 code for a protein of 233 amino acids.
AUGGCACCAACGAACAAGGCGCAGCGCACGCCGGAGCUUCCCGCCAUUCCACCACACCUAUCCAUCCUAAUCGCUAUUUCUCUUCUCAUAUCUAUCAUGCUUAUAAAGAGAUUCAGUAAGCCACCGCUCCAGGGUUUGCCCUCCGGCGACAUAAAGCAAAGAGCAUCCCACCCCAACCUGGUGGAAAAGCAUAACAAAGUCAACAAACAUGAUGAAAGCUUCAUCCCCCACCGCCCUGCCAGUGCGACAUUGCCAUAUCGUCAAACUAAACACCUUGGGACCAACGGUUGCCUUUCAACUGAUCAGGCACCGAAAUUAAAGUCGCCUUCGAAGAUCACAACCCCAUUAUCAUCAUCAGAUUGUGCUCAAAUCCAGCCUCAGUAUCAACAUGGAGAUCAUGAGCCAAUAGCUCUAUCUCCACCACCUCCACUUCCACUAGAUCUAGAUCUGCAAAGGGCAAUAACUGGGAAUUCGCAAGCCCCCUCCCAGGUUACAAUGCCCGCACCGCACUGGCAAACCGAAGGUUCUACUCAUUUCGGGGACAGCACGCCCAGUAAUCACUCACAUCCUUUUGGUUCUCUAGUGAUGCAAAUCCCGGCAGUCGAUUUUCCACAGAUUCAAAGAGAAACGGUGCAGUUUCUCCCUAGGGCAGUGCCUGACAAGCGUCAGGCUUGGAGACGAAGAGUUCUCGAGUGUAACUAA